Molecule: messenger RNA, 156 nt
Organism: Paramecium sonneborni
Lineage: Eukaryota; Ciliophora; Oligohymenophorea; Peniculida; Parameciidae
Source: the annotation of a GenBank genome assembly
AUGAAAGAGAUUGAUAUAGAUAAUUCUUAAUUCCGAAAAAUUUAGGAAAUAGAAUAUUCGAUUUUGAUGAAUACUUUUAUUCCAAUAAUUUUUUUUAAUCUGCAUUUUUUAUUUAGGAUUAUUAAAUAUAAUAUAAUAGGAGAUAAAUUAAUGUGA